GAGAGAGAGGGAGAGAGAGGGAGUAACGUGCCUUGCAGGGAGCUGGGAGCUUGAUGGGAAUGUUUGAUUAGCUCCUCUCGGAAAGGGAGAAGGUGUCCAGGCCUCCCCUUCGCUGCCUGCCUCUGAUUCUCUAGAAUAAUGUUGACUGGAGUUUGUGGCACAGAAAAACUUGGAAAAAUUAGCACUUUGAUACUGGGUGGAGACGAGGAAUAAAAAGUUACACACCUCAAGCAAGAGUUCCUUACUGAUACAUCCAGACUUCGCUUUUCUCACCAUGAAGACCUCAGUCAUCGCCACCUUUUUUGGUGUAUUUCUUACAUAUACAUAUGCAGCUAAGGAAGCCACAAAGAAGACUAAAAAGGCUAAGCUAUAUUUUGUACUCACAGAUGUACCCCAGAUCGACUGUGAUGUCAAGGCAGGGAAGAUAAUCAAUCCAGAAUUUAUUGCAAAAUGCCCUCCUGGAUGUCAAGACGUAAAAUACCGUGUUUAUGGCACAGACAUUUAUGCUUCUUUUUCCAGUGUGUGUAGUGCUGCAAUUCACAGUGGUAUAAUUGACAACACAGGUGGGAAGAUCCUCGUCCAGAAAGUCGCCGGCCAUGCCGGUUACAGAGGGAGCUUCUCCAACGGGGUCCGAUCCCUGUCGCUGCCGCGCUGGAGGGAGUCCUUCCUCGUUGCAGAGGGCAAGCCAAGGAAAGGUGUGACGUACCCAUCAACUCUUGAAUAUUCUUCUUCAAAAAGCACGAUUGUUAAAUCAGAGCCUAAAAAGUCAGAGCAAGACAUAAAAGCUAUGAAGAAUGCCAGCACCUCGAACACAUCAGAAAAAGCAUCAGAACAAGGCAAUACAGUCCGCAAAGAGUACCAGACGCCUCCGGUAGCAAUAUCAACUACACAAAUUGCCGCCACCACCCCAACACCAACAACCACAACAACAGAUCCUUUCACUACAACACCAAAACCAACCACAGCACCUGCGACAACCAGAACCACAACAGCUGGAGCUGCAGCCAAGUCUCGACCUGCACUACAUAGAGUCAGAGAUACAGGCUCUAGCAGCGUCCACCCGGCAUAUUCAUCUGUGGCAGCUGCAGCAUCAAGACAGAUCCAGGCUGCACAAGGAAGAGGACAGACUUUAGCAUUCAGGGGCACUUCCACCUCCUCAAGUAACAGGAAUAUUUUACGAACAAAUACAGGUAUUCAGCGCCAAGAGCCUGUUGCAGCCUUCCGAAAGCGUGCCGGAUCUCCAGUCCAUCUGGCAAUGGAAACAGAUCUGUGGAAAUCUGGAUUAAGCCUUUUUGACACAGGCUUCAGUUCAAAAGAAGAAUUGAAUCCAAAACCGCUGGAGUCAAGAUCCCAGGGGAACCCAAAUUGCAAAGUUGAUUUGUCCUUCUUGAUUGAUGGGAGCUGGAGCAUCGGUAAACGUCGCUUUCAGAUCCAGAAGCAGUUCCUCAGUAACGUGGCUGAAGCCCUUGACCUUGGCAGUGCUGGUCCUCUGAUGGGCAUCAUUCAGUAUGGCAAUGACCCUUCCACAGAAUUUAACCUAAAAACUUACGCAAACUCCAAGGAUGUCAGAAACGCGAUUGAGAAAAUCCCACAGAAAGGCGGACUUUCCAACGUUGGGAGGGCACUUUCAUUUGUUAACAAAAACUUCUUUUCGGAUGCUAACGGAAACAGAGGCGGCGCACCAAACGUGGUCAUAGUGAUGGUGGACGGAUGGCCUACUGACAAAGUGGAGGAGGCCUCCAGGCUGGCCAGAGAAUCAGGAAUCAAUAUUUUCUUUGUCACUAUUGAAGGAGCUGCUGAAAAUGAAAAGCAGAACGUUAUUGAACCAGACUUUGUGGACAAGGCCGUAUGCAGAACAAACGGUUUCUAUUCCAUCAACGUGCCCAGUUGGUUCAGCCUACACAAGGCAGUCCAGCCCUUGGUGAAGCGGGUCUGCGACACUGAUCGGCUGGUUUGCAGCAAGACGUGCCUCAAUUCAGCUGACAUCGGCUUCGUAAUCGAUGGCUCCAGUAGCGUUGGCACCGACAACUUCCGCACGGUCCUCCAGUUUGUAGCCAACAUCAGCAAGGAGUUUGAGAUUUCGGACACGGACACGCGCAUCGGAGCUGUUCAGUACACAUACGAGCAACGGCUGGAGUUCGGCUUUGACAAGUACAGCUCUAAGCAAGACGUACUGAGUGCUAUUAAAAGGAUCAGUUACUGGAGUGGAGGCACCAGCACGGGAGCAGCCAUCAGCUAUGCCUCAGAGCAGCUGUUCAGCAAAUCCAAACCCAACAAAAGGAAGAUUAUGAUUCUCAUUACAGACGGCAGGUCUUACGAUGACGUCAGAGUGCCGGCCAUGACAGCUCACCAGAACGGAGUCAUAGCUUACUCCAUUGGAAUUGCUUGGGCAGCCCAGGAUGAACUGGAAGCCAUUGCAACGGAUCCCGAUAAGGAGCAUUCCUUCUUUGUGGACGAAUUUGACAAUCUCUACCAAUUUGUUAAUCAGCUCAUCCAAAACAUUUGUACAGAAUUUAAUUCACAGCCACGGAACUGAUCAAAUCAAGCAAAGUGGGAUCCUUGGACAUCAUGCUGAAGACACACAAAAUGCUAUAGGAGUAAUGCCAACUCUGAGUUCAAGAAAUACUGGAAUUGUUCUUCUCUGACACUUUCCAGUUAGCAAGGUUGAUUGCAGCUCUUUCACUAGGCGCGAUAAUGCUCUGUACAGACCGUUGAUUUUUGUUUUUCUUGCAGGCUUCAGAAAUUCUGAUUUGGAUGGAUAGCAAAAAAGGCAGUAAACUUUUUGGAGGAGAUGACUGGAGCUGUUUGAAAAGCUUCUUCCAGUAUAGAUAAACUUCUGAUUCCCACCUUUGGGCGCACACAGGCUCUUUAAAAUGAACCAUCUCCUUCCUGCACUGGUGUGUGGCCUCAGCCCCGGUCUGCAGGACCUUUCAGGGAGCAUCCACACUGCUUAGCUACUGUGGCAGAAGCACCUCCGUGUGACACUGCCCACCAGCCGUCCUCCAGGUCAAAACUGAAAUUCUAGAGAUUUUUUUUUCUUUUUUUGAUUAAAAUUUGAGCACCUUCUUAAAAGCAGCCACUCUCCCCGUAGAGCUGUCUUGCUAGCAAGUUAAGUUUCAGCUAAUGUAAAUUCAAGUGCUGAGAUUUAUCCAAAUGCAGAGACUGGAAAACACGUGAGAGGAAAGAUUCAAGCUCCCAGGUGACCUGAUCCGUCUGUAGCUGUGGCACCCUACAAGCAUUUAUCAAUCCCAGUAAAGCCCCAGAUCCACAAAGCAGCCAGCACACAGGAACUAGAAUCUAAGUCUUCCCCCUCCUUCCUCCCACAGCCCUGCAUUAAAAUUUGAUUUUGGGAAGAAAACCUUUUCCAUUUAGCUUUCUCUUGCUCCACUUUGUCAGCAGCUCAAGGCCUGUAGUACAGUAGGAGAGUUGCAGAGAUAGAAGAGACUCUGAAGAAAAAUCACGGGUUUAUGUUGCUCACAGUCCAAAAAAUGCUCGAGAACCACUGCUCCAUCAUUAAAGCAUGGCUCAGUAAGAUCAGCUUAUAGCAGUCACUGACAUGAAGAGAAUUAUUCAAGGGCCAUUAGAAGGCUUUUCAGAGGAAAGAAUUUUAAUGUUUUGUAUUAUACACUGGCAAAACCAAGAUUUCUAGCAUUUACAGACACCCUCUUCAGAAUUUGGAAUUGGCUUCUGCUAUAUAGGUCGAUUUCAAAACACACCUACUACAGCCCUCGAUUAUUCAAAAUACACCCUUCCUUCUUAAGGGAAGAACUAGCCACAUGGCUAGUUGGUGACGCCAGGAGUGAUACAUUAAGAGGGUCAAAAGAAUUGCACUUUAAUUAGGAAGCAGCAGUUGCUGGUUAUGUUUCUAUCCGCUGUAAUUUAAGAAAACACGUUCAUUAAGCAGAAGCUACAGAAGGAAAGGGAAGAAGCUUCAGAGCCAGUGAAAAUGUGUGUGUUCAUAAACCUUAUGGCUGUCAAAGCAAUACUGCAUCAGGCUUGUGGAACUAACAGGAAAGUGAAUAAAUUAGAGCUCAAAUUUCACAUCUUACUCACAAACUGGAGUUUCAAUAGCCUUUAUGCUUUUAAUGAAUAACUAUGAUCAAAGGAUGCUUAAUAUCUAUUCAUAUAAAAAUGUUAAUGGAAGUAAAUUGCCAUCACAGAAGAUUCCUUUCUGUCAACAAAAUAAGCACAAUCUUUCAGAUCUUUAUGUUUGAAAAUAACCCAAAUUAAUGAGCACAUUUUCAUUAAUGAGCAGAUUCUACAUGAUCUCCGUAGUGUGAUAACAUAAGCCAGGCUAGGAUCCUCUCAAGAGGUUCUCCAACUGUUAUCAAAAACAAAACAUUGGAUGAAGGGAAGAUUCAGAUCUUCCUCUUUUAGAAGAAAUGUUCCAUUCUAGCUUUAGCUGGACACCUAACAUAUAGUAACGCUACCCAGACAGAAGACACAGGUUACUGCCAGAAGAAAGCAAGCAAAGACAUAAAAGACAUGCAUACAGAGGGUUUGGGGUUUUUUUUAAACACUAAUUUAUGCUUUAGCGUUUCCACAGUAAUAGCCUCUUGGCCUGAAAAAAAAAAAGAUCAAGGACAGACAAUUAUGCAGAAUCAGAGCAAGCCUGAUAUUUCCCACCCCCCAUCUUCAGAUCUAUUUCCUCAAUAGCAUUCGGCUGAAGGCAUCAUUCUCUUCCAAUAAGGGAUAUUACGCGGUCUGGACAAAACUCAAACUCAUAAACUGGAUUUACUGGGGAAUGUAGCUUAGAUGACAGAUUUAUUGUUUGAAAACCUGCCUGCUUGGGCUUUUAUUUAGGGCUACCUGAGGAAAGUGCCUACUUUUUCACUUUUAACUACACUUAAUGCUGCAGUUAAGUUUCUAACGCAACAAAUAUCACUGUAUAUUUAGCUCCACAACUGAAUGUAAUCUCACAGUACAAAAGAGAGAUACUCCAAAUGUAUUGCUUGUUUUCUGCUGAAAGCACAGCACAGAUGGUAGAGACGUUAGGAAGAACAGUUAGAGCCACAUGCAUUCUUUAGGACAGGCAUUUUCAUUCCUUCCAAAAGCUUGAACUUCAAUCAACGACAGCAACAGUUUGCAAAUGCUCCUCACAGAAAAGUUCAACUGUUAUCCCCUGUGGCAAGCCUUUAAAAAAAUGCACUUCAGGGUUCGUUGUUGCUUAAAUGGUUUAUCUGAACUUUAUAGAACGACGAUGGUGCUUGCCCGGCAAUGCGUAUUUUUAUUAAGUUCUUGAGAUGACCUUGAAAUUGUCCAAUCCAAAAGUGGGAAAGUGGUUUAAUUUUUCAUCCAGCUCUCUUUUAAACUUAAAUGCCCUGUUCAUAAACACUGUAAACUUAAGUGUAAGCUUCAAAAGUCGUAAGAAUAUAUUCUUCCAUAAACAAAAGCAAGCACGUGGAUCAGGGCAGAACAUGCUCCUCUCUUUACUUUUACCUUUCAUAGCAAACAAAAUAUUGGUCAUCUAAUAAAGUCUAUAAAUAAUAUUUUAGCCCCCCCCCC
This is a messenger RNA of Struthio camelus australis, 5505 nucleotides long. RefSeq names its product vitrin (gene VIT). The record is from RefSeq and is a predicted model, not a curated record. Gene Ontology annotation, cellular component: interstitial matrix. Gene Ontology annotation, biological process: positive regulation of cell-substrate adhesion; extracellular matrix organization. NCBI's taxonomy places the organism in Eukaryota, Metazoa, Chordata, Aves, Struthioniformes, Struthionidae.